Molecule: messenger RNA, 1138 nt
Organism: Caenorhabditis angaria
Lineage: Eukaryota; Metazoa; Nematoda; Chromadorea; Rhabditida; Rhabditidae
Source: the annotation of a GenBank genome assembly
AUGAAUCCGAUAAUCAAAAACGAAAUGCAACUCAAAUGGAUUUUUGGGGAAGAUUUGAAUAAGUGGAAUGGAAGUCUAAAAUUCAGUGAACCAUAUAUUAUUGAUAAAUUAGGAUGGAAAAUUGGAAUCGAAAAAAAAGAAGAUAUAUUGAAUGUUUAUUUAUUAUUAUCGAGUUCAGAAUUGGAAGGUCGUGGAUGGAUUUGUAAUGUUUCGUUCAACACAAAAUUAUACAUUGAAGACAAUGAAAUUAAUGAGUUUUUUGUUCCUGGAGGCACUUGUUUGACAUAUGAUUUUGGGGGAUUCGAAACUCCACAUCGAAAUAAUUUGUUUGGCUAUUUUGAUUUAUCAGAUUCCAAGGAUGAUAGUAGAUUUGUUGCGAUUGAGAUAAUUAUGGAUACUAAGAUGUUUGAUUUCAAUAUGAAAACAUCGAAAAUGCCAAGUGUCACAUUGAAAGUCGAUGAUGUUGUGUUUUAUUUAAAUAAAGAGGUAAAUCAUUUCAUUAGCUUUUCUCGGAGAGAAGAAAUGAAAAAAAUGUUAAUUUACAAAGUUUGUAGAUGUUGUGUUGUGUCUCCGAUUAUUUCUAUAAGAAGUUUUACGUGGAAAAAUCAGGAGAUUCAGAGAUUAUCAUCGAAGAUGUGGACUUGAAAGAAUUCACCACUUUUUUGGCAGCAAUCCAUCCUGUUUCAUUGGAUAUUCAUGGUUAGUUUUUUGAAAAAUUAUGAAAAUAAUUCGCAGUUUCUUCGAUUUUCAGAAGAUAAUUAUCACUUCCUCGUCAAACUUGCCCAACGUUUUGAUGUUUCUUGUUUACAUCACGCUAUCGAGAAGUAUCUCAUAAACGAUGAGUAUAAUUUAGAUCUUAUAGACGUGAUCAAGAUAGCUGAGUGUUAUAGAUAUUCGAAAUUAAUGGUAUGUCAAAGAAUUUUCAAGACAGUGUUUAAAUUUAAAAAUAUCUGGAUUUCGAAUUUUUCCAAUUUUCAGUCUCAAACUGACUAUUUUCCAGAGAGACUGCAUCGAUUCAUUCGAUUCCGUUGACGAAGUUAAACGAUUUACGAAAUCUGGAAAUUUUCAUCAAUUGAAAGAUGAGACUAAAUUAGCGAUUUUGAAAUGUUUCUUGAAGUUUCCAAUAAAAAGAAUCUGA